UGUGUGUGUGUGUGUGUGUGUGUUCUUAGAGGUGAGUUAUGCAAGCAAGUGGUGGGGUUGGUUAUUGAAGCGGUACUGUCAGCGCAUACUGGUGUGUGAAUUGGUCUUAUCAUCUUGCUGGCUCUGGUAGCUUGAAGGAUCAAAGGUAGUUUGGGUCAGUGGUCUGGUUUAGUGACCAUGCAGGAGAUGAAGGGUUCCUCAUCUGAUCCUUUCUGUUUGCAGGAUGUUGUUUAGAUGGUCUGGUCAGUGAAAAGUUUGGAAAUCUCACUUAUGUGAUGAAAGAGCUGGCCUGUUGUUUGAGGGUUGUACUGUCUGCAUUUGAAACAUGCAGGGACUUCCUCCUACAGUGUGAACAUAAUCCAGGCAGCAAUUAUGUUUGCCAACGUAAUUGAGAAAACAGGUAUAUAAAUGUAAUUUCUAGGAGACAGGGUUUCUAUAUGGGGAGUUACUGUAUUCUGAAGCUGAGUGACUGUUUUCACACAGCGAUUAUAAAUUGUUAAUUUAUAUCUAGCCUUCAGAAUUGAACCCUACAAUGUGUACAACUAACAAUGAUAGUACAUAGUGCUCCAGCUAGCAGGAACCAAGUAUCCUGUCCAGAGGGAGGGGGGUGAGGUGGGGCUGUUUACCUGGCAGUAAGAUACUAAGAGAAAAAUACAGAGAACAUUUUUUUCUUUCCAAAUUAACACAGAAUGCAUCAAAUCUAAAAAAUUAAGGAGCUAAAUGCCUGCACAAGUUUAAUUAGCAGGACACCCUUCCUGUACAGUGUGACAUCUGAAGAAAGGAUUCUCUUGAAAUUCAGCCUCUUAUGUGCAUGUUUCAAUGUGUUUUUACCUUUUAGUUUCUCACUGUUUUGAUGAGUCAGGAUGACAUCAUUUCUCCUCUUACUAACAACUCUUACUAUAUCUCAAUCUUUUCUUUUCUAGCACCCAUCAUGGGUCAGAUACCUGUCCCUCUCGAUGCCACUGUCGGAGGGUCCGUCCUGAUUCCCUGUUCACUACCAGUGAAUUCAACAAGCAUCAUAUGGUUUUACUGGCAGGAGGAUGGGUCUGAAAAAGUUUUGUUCCACUGGGACAAAAGUGGGGAAACACAACCAGUAGCUGAUGAAUACAGGAACAGGUGUCAAGUCUCCAAUACUGAGUUUAGUUCUGGAAAUAUUUCUAUUAGACUUAACAAUGUUAGUGUUGGAGAUGACCAGAAAACAUUCUGGGCCAAUGUUGGUUUUGAUUCUACAAAACAGCUUAAACAUCAGUGCAAAUCCUCUUUGCAGGUCUCAGCUGCCUACCAAGAUCUUGUCCUGACCAUUAACAGCACAUUAAACAGUGCAACCUGUACGGCACAUGGAGGAUACCCUGAACCUAAAGUGAAAUGGACUGGUCAAAAUAAAUCCAGCGGUGAACAACUGAAACUGAAGGAUGCUCAGACGUCCCAUCAGCAGCAUCCAACCAAGAAAACCUUCUCUGUCACAAGCACCGUCAGUGUCAAAGAGCUGCAGUCUGUAACCUGCCUCGUGUAUAACCCUCGCUCCAAACAGCAGAUUAAGAACACUGCAGUGAUUGAUGCUCCUGGUGAGGCCCAUCUGAGGGAUCAUUCUACAAUAGUUGUAUCAAUUGGAGUCAUUGCUGCCAUAUUAUUUCUAUUUCUUGUGUAUUUUGUCUAUAGAAAAUGUCAAGAUUCAAACCAGAGGCCUCAGCAAGCAGUAAACCAAGAUGACUUAGCAGCCAAUGAAGUUCCAGCUGACGGCAAUGCUCCUCAUGCUCCUUCCAACUCAUCAGAAGGUGAUGUUUCUGAGGACAUUUUACUAGAAAAUCAAGCUGGAUCUUGCCAUGUGAGGCGGGAUCCUGCUUCAGGCAGUGCUUUCAAUAAGGACACCACUGCUGCUGCUUUUACUGCUGAUAGAGAAGAGAAAACAAACCUAUUAAGUGACAGCAAAGAAGAUUCAGAUGAAACAAAAUCCACAGAAAGUGACAAAGACAAAUGAAUCAGAUCUGGGAUCAGAGCUGGUGCAGGCAGGGAGGCAACAACAGAAGUUAAAGGGUUAUGGCAGGAAACUGCUAACACCUACAGUAUGUGCAAAGAUUUUCCUUCAUACAUCAGAGUGGAGAGAAGUUUAAAUAGAUGUGUGUUGUGUUUGUGUCCCACUCUAUGUCCCUAAUUACAAAAAGAGUGAAACACAUGAACUAUCCCUCCCUGCUUAAUAGACGGGUUUAUGAGGAAUGUCACGAGUGUUAAAGGGGGCAUAUUCUGCUUUUUGUGAUUUUCUAACAUUCAUGUACUGUUAUGAUGUUGGAUGUUAAAAAUGGUCAAAGUUCCAAAACUUGAGGUGAACAUAUGUAAAAAUGCUCCCUGUGAGACAAAACCCAGGUUUCAGCUGCCCUGGACGCUUUGUUUGCAAAGUUUUUUUUAACUUUCCAGGUGAGAUGAUGUCAGCUUGUUGAGCAUGUCCAUAAACAGCCGUCCGUUCUGUAAUCUUUGUUGUUGAGGUCGUUGGUGUUGUCGACACUCAUAUUCUGGAUCAGAUUCAGGCUCGAAUAUGAUGUUGAUGUUGUCUGUUUCUAUUAUCAUGUGACUGAAGUUCCACUCUUAGGACAGAUGGUGAGAUGCAGUUAAAAGCUCUAAAUAGUCAGUGGACCUUUUGAGCUGAGAUUAUUUGUUACACAUACUGUUCCUAAAGGUCAAGAAUGAACUUUAAUACUCAAAUUUAACAGGUCUGCUUACAGUGGUAAGAAUGUGUUUAUUACUACUGCAGCACUAAGAACAUACCAUCAUGUUGAAGGCUUGACCACAAAAGGAAAUUUAAUGUCAUCACCUCUCUGCUGUUGGUGUGACACCCCCCACACUGUAGUCAUAACCAGAAUCAGAUUUACAGCUCUUAGAAGAAACUAUCUCAUCCCUGUAAAUGACAUUAUUCAUAAAAGUAUCAAAGUUCCCACUAGAAGGAGCGUGUGGCUCCUCCUAGUGGUCAGUUUAAUAAGCCAAGUAUGCAGCAUACAAAGACUGUGUCUUGGUGUUUGUUCACAUAAAUGCAACAUAGAAAAAUAAAAACAGAACAAAAGUAAAGUAAUAUAAAUAAUGAAAUAAAGUAAUAAAAUUGAAUUAAAAUUUUUUAAUCUGUUAUCUAUUAUCUACUAUUAUUUAAAUAGAAUAAUAAUUGAGAAAUGGGAUAUAAAACUUGAAAUGAAAUAUUGACUGCAAAGAAAAUGUGAGAGAAAAAAUGUGACAUACAAUAAA
Molecule: messenger RNA, 3228 nt
Organism: Thunnus maccoyii (southern bluefin tuna)
Lineage: Eukaryota; Metazoa; Chordata; Actinopteri; Scombriformes; Scombridae
Product: T-lymphocyte activation antigen CD80-like
Exons: 4
Coding region: 854-1978 (374 amino acids)
Source: RefSeq, a predicted model, not a curated record